GUGAGGGAUCAGUGCGCGUUUAUGCAUGUGCUUCAGUUUGGUCUCACUAAAGAUGUGAGAUGACAGACUGGAUUUGACAUCUUUAAGUUUGAUGAAGUUUUGCACUCUCGUGAGAGAUUCUUGUGAAUCCGGAGUGAAAUGACGCGUCUCCUGCGCGCACCGUUUGGCGUCUUGUGCGUGUUUCUGUGGAUUUGCGGCGUGAACGCGUCUGACACCUCACAUGAGGAUUGUCCAGAAAAUAAGAUCCUGACUGUGGAGUAUCCGUGUACGAGAGCUGGAGGUCAGAGAGGUCGCUGUCUCAGGAGGAAGUGCUGUGAAGGCUUCAGGUUUGUGAUGGGUCAGUGUGUGCCAGAAAGUCUGGACGUGUGUGCCGGUUCUCCCUGUGAGCAGCAGUGCACUGAUAACUUCGGUCGUGUGUUGUGCACGUGUUACGAGGGUUACCGCUUCGACAGAGAGCGACACCGGCAGCACCUGCACCCGUACUGCGUCGAUCUGGACGAGUGUGAGGAAUCGAACAGCAGCAUUUGUGAACACGUGUGUGAAAACACUCCUGGAAGUUUCCGCUGCCGCUGUAAUGCCGGAUUCACACUGACCUCAGAUCAGCGCUCCUGCGCUCCCGUACGCAACCUGAGCUCCUCCAGUAAAUCUGAGACUCAGAUGAGCUCUGGAUCAUGUUCUCUCAGCUGUCAGGACUUCAUCAACAUGAGGAGCAGCUUACAGCAGAUCAGACUGCAGCUGGGACACACACACGCACAGGGUUCGUCUCCCAGCCUGGAUAAUAACAGCCACAAACCGGCUCACAGGAGAACAGAGAAAAAUCCUGACGGUCAGACCAGCUCUGGACCUCCAGGACCACCGGGGCCUCCUGGUGUGCCGGGUGACCCAGGUGAGCGAGGGGAGAAGGGAGAGCAGGGGCCGACGGGACCCCAGGGGCCCAGAGGAGACAUGGGUCCGAUGGGGCCACAGCCGGAUCUUCAGCACAUAAAGACGGGCAGACGGGGACCGGUGGGACCUCCAGGAGCACCUGGUAGAGACGGACAGAAGGGUGACAGAGGUUUUCCUGGACCCAGAGGAUCUCCAGGCCCUCCAGGGUCGUUUGACUUCCUGUUACUGAUGAUGGCUGAUAUCCGUCAUGACAUCGUCGAGCUGCAGCAGCGAGUGUUUGGGAAGAGGCGUGGCCUUUCUGUGGACACACCCAUUCUCUCCAGCAAAGAGGCGGAGCUUGAGGAGUGGGCGUCGGGAGAGGGAGAGCUGAUGCCGAACACGUGACGUUGGAAUAGCUGCUGCAUUACAGUGCAUCAAUCCCAGAUGGACUGAAGCCCAGAAGAAGCUGAGCAGGUAGAGUCCAGUAGCGGCUGCUUCAAAUGAGGAACACGUGCAUUAUGAUUUUACAUGAUUCAACAUCAGUAUAACUGACAUGCAUAAUGAAUGCUUUACCUCAGGUCGUGUAAUCAGUGGGAUGAAAAGACUGUAAGAUGAUGCCUGAAAGACAAAUGUGUUUGACAGUGAACUGGAGCAGAGUAGAGCGUUGAAUAACAUAAUACAUACUCCUCUUUUAGCAGUGCACACUGCGUCUGGAAAAUCAGGAUUACAGUCCACAUUUGCACAAUGCAGUGCGCUCAACCUGACCUUCUGUUACCUGUGUGACAAAUGAACCAAAAGAGAUAACAGCUUUGAUUUUUAAUAUCUUUUCCUUGAUUCAUUAUUUCAUCAGACUGACGGAAGUUCAGACAAUUUUACUCAAAACUCACUUUUUUUUUCAUUACAGAAUUUAAAAAAAAAUAAAAAGGUAAUUUCACACUUUUUUGUUCUCAGAAUUGUGAGUUUAUAUCUCACAAAUUUGGAGUUUAUAUUUUGCAGUUCUGAAUUUAUAUCUCAGUUCAGACACUGUUUCUUGCAAUUCUAGAAAAAAAGUCAUAAUUGUGAUGUGUAAACCCAGAAUUGCAAGAUAUAAACAGAAAUCUUUAAACAGAUUUUUUUUUUUGGUACACAAUAAGGUAAAUGUAAUUGUGACUUUUUAUCUCAAAGUGCUGACUUUUUUCUCUAAAUUGUGAGUUUAAGUUUUCAAAUUCUUUUUUCUCAAAACUCUGAGUUC
Messenger RNA from Labeo rohita (rohu), 2095 nucleotides. Its product is annotated as collagen and calcium-binding EGF domain-containing protein 1-like. Bases 139 to 1269 code for a protein of 376 amino acids. The transcript is spliced from 11 exons. Gene Ontology annotation, molecular function: calcium ion binding. Lineage: Eukaryota; Metazoa; Chordata; Actinopteri; Cypriniformes; Cyprinidae. The record is from RefSeq and is a predicted model, not a curated record.